Messenger RNA from Neodiprion virginianus, 7067 nucleotides. RefSeq lists its product as uncharacterized. The transcript is spliced from 28 exons. The coding region runs from base 454 to 6579 and encodes 2041 amino acids. Lineage: Eukaryota; Metazoa; Arthropoda; Insecta; Hymenoptera; Diprionidae. The record is from RefSeq and is a predicted model, not a curated record. Gene Ontology annotation, molecular function: serine-type endopeptidase inhibitor activity.
CGGUCGUGGGCGUGCAUGCAGCAUGCUGCGGCGCCUCGGAGAAUAACCGGGCCAACCUCGUGCAGUCUAAGCGCGACGAGAAAAUAUCCUCGUCUAUAUGGGUUUAAAUGAAUAUUCUACUCGGUUUAACAUUUUUUGGAUUUUUUUUUUAAUAACUAAUUCAUCUUCAUUUUCGUUUUUUACAUCUCGGUGCUCGCAAUAUUUUAUCCACCUCACACCUGCCGUCUCAGGUCAAUCUUUUUUUUUUUCGUUGGUAUUAAUCUUCGAGAUAAAAUAUCAAGAAAUUACAUAAACAACAGACAACGCGUUUUAAUUUUGCGACACCUGAAACUGUAGCGGUAAAAACGCAAUCUGACCGCGCGAUUAAACCAGUGUAAUCUGAUGCCGGGUCUAGGAGUAGACUAUUCACGCGUCAAUCAGUCGAUUCACCCGAAAUUCAACGGAUGAAUCACGAUGUUGUCGCCCAUAUUGAGGCUCCUGGGCGUCCUGGGGGUCCUCCUAGUCCUCGACCCUUCGUUGCCCGCUUCCGGAAGCGUGCCUGACCCUGCGGAGUCCGAAAUGAUCGAGGUGAGCGAGGCCACAACUGCGAUCCCAAAGCGGACACUCCCAGACCGCUGUCUCGUCGGCACGGAGCCCGGGCCCUGCAAGUACUACAUUCACAAAUGGACCUUCAACAAGGCCAGGGGGAAGUGCAGGACCUUCGUGUACGGCGGUUGUCUCGGCAACGAGAACAGAUUCGACUCGGAAAUCGAAUGUCUUCACUACUGCGUCGGUGGUCCGGAUCACACUCUGCCACCCUACAUGGUCACCAAGGGCAGCAUCUUCAUCACCACCAGCACUUCGACCACCGCCGCGCCGUCGCCGACUACCAAGAAAAUCCCACCGCCAACUUUCUCACCGCCGAAACCCACGAAGCCACCUGUUCCGAAGCACAAGAGAGGAAAGGAACUUACCUUCAUGGAAUCUGGUCACGAGAAGACGUUCAUGUUCGCCCAGAACAACACCUUCAUUCAGAUCGAUGGAAGCGGUAUCAAAACUUUUCAGCUAAGGCUGUGUCGUGAGAUAUCGUUCAAAUUUCGAACGAAAUUACCCCACGGCCUACUAGUCUAUCACAGUGUCAAGGAUCGGCCGGAUAGUCUGGAUCCUUACGCGUUGUACGUGAUUGUUGAAAAGGGCCAGCUCAAGGUGGUCCAUGUGUUUGGAAAGAAAUCGACCAGCCUUACCGUUGGCGAAGGUCUCAACAGAGACGAGUGGCACAGUGUUUUAGUAAGGAUCGAUGUUCACGGGGCUAAACUCAUCGCCAGAGUCGAUGAGACGCAAGAGGAAACGAACCUCGAGGUCCUCGAAGCCGAAGUCAAUUACGGAGUCUCCGAAGAGUUGGCUUCCGUCGUACUGAUUGGAGGUUUGAGCUCGGAGGAAAAGCUUCACGGUGUGAAAUAUAUAAUUGAAUCGUUCGUUGGGUGCAUCAGAGACAUGGUAUUGAGUUCCGGCAAAUCGGCGAGCGAUUUGCUGCCCAUAAGACCUCUGAUCGCCACAAAACAUGAGAACGUCAAGGAGGGUUGUGUGGACAAGUGCAGAACACGGGAGAAUCUCUGCUUCGUUGGUAGUCAGUGUGUAAAUCACUAUAACAGCUUGACUUGCGACUGUUUCGGGACGAAAUACGAAGGGGAAAGAUGCGACGUUUACACUGCGACUAUUCUCACACUGAGAGGCUCGUCCUUCGUUUCUUUUCGAGUAUAUGAUUGGAAGGAUCGGGUGCAUUCCUCCGUGAAUAGGAUUAGUCUCGCGUUCAAGACCAGAUGGGACGACUCGGCGUUGUUUUACGCGUCCGGAGAGAUUGAGGGAACCGCUCAUUACGUCGCGGCAUCGAUAAAGAACCGAUCAGUCAACAUCGAGCUGGAUUUCGGCCACGAUUCAAAGAUACAAACAGUGAUGGGCGACGACGUGACGUCGAACCACUGGAACAAUUUGACCAUAUACCACAACGGACCUUUGGUAUUUGUAAGUCUUAACGACGAGUCGAAGGUGCUUGAAGUGCCCGGAGAGAAUUACAACAUGAUCAUUGAUCCCGAAAUUUACAUCGGAGGCGGACCUGAGCUCCACAAAAAAAAGGGACUCGUUUCUCACAAUAACUUUGCAGGCUCGUUCAAGUACGUUUUCUUCAACGACAAGUCCAUCAUAUACGAACUGAAACGGUCGAAUCCGAUGGUCCAUUACAUCGGGAUAUUGGAACCCGAGUAUUAUGAGGCUGACGUCGAGGUGAUACCGAUAACGUAUCCUUUCGCUGGAAGUCACAUUUGGUGGCCGAAUACUCAGUCUAACUCCUUGAAGUUGAAUUUCGAUUUCAAAAGCUCGAAGCCUCUGGCCGUCCUGGCGUCUAGUGAUACCAAGAAUAUCGACGGAAUUGGCUACUGGGAGGUUCGUUUGGUGAACGAUGAAAUUCGUUUUGAGCUCGUUCCAGACGUGAAAAAUAAUGUCACCCACAUAACUUCGGUACAUUUUCCACCUCAUAAUACAUCUUGGCAUGCCGUUGAACUGAAUUACACCAAAGGAGAAUUGAGUUUACAAGUUGAUUACAGAAACAAAAAGAGCAAACUUUUUGCCAUGGCAUUUGAACUUGGUGACAGGGUUAUUAUCGGCAGUGGUAAAACUAACAUGGGAUUGGUCGGUUGCAUGAGGGAAAUCAGAGUGAACGAUCAUCGGAUAGAACCAAGGCACGUUGUCAACACUGAGAGAGUCGUUGGUGAGGUUGCGUUGGACAAUUGUCAGUUCGUAGAUCCAUGCAAGAGGCCGAACAGGUGCGAACACGGUGGCAAAUGUUCCGUAGAAGUGGACAGAAUCACUUGCGACUGCAAAGAGACCGGUUACAGGGGGACAAACUGCCAUUUUGCCGAGUAUCGAAAAACUUGCGAGGAAUUAGCCCUUCUGGGAUACACCAAGGACGAUGUGUACCGAAUCGACAUCGACGGAAACGGUCGAUUUCCCCCGGCGCUUGUGAAGUGCGAAUUUCAGUCCAUCGAAGACUCGACGAAGACCAUCGUCGAGCAUAAUCUUCCCUCUCAAGUGGACGUCAGGUCUAUUGACCAAAAGGAAGACUUCUCGUACAGCAUUAAGUACCGGGAAUUCACAGCCGAAAUGCUACAGGAGUUGAUAUCUCACUCGUUGUACUGCAGUCAAUAUCUCAAAUACGAUUGUUACAAGGCGCCCGUUGAACUGCACAGUGCUACUUGGUUUCGGGGGUCCAAAGGCGUCACUGUCGACUACAUUGGCAAUGUUAGUCGCGGCUCUUGUCCUUGCGGAAUGAACAGAACAUGUGUUAAUCCCAAACUCAGUUGCAAUUGUGACGUUUCUGCCGGUAAAUGGCUUUCCGAUGAAGGUUACUACGAGACUCCUGAAUCGUUGGGAAUUACAGAAUUGGUGUUUCUCCAGCAAAGUGACUUGGACGUUGAUGCUCGGGGUAGAAUUACUCUGGGACCUUUGGAGUGCGUCGAAACAAACACACAGAAGUAUGUCGUUACCUUCACAACGUCACAGUCUUACAUCGAAGUACCAGGUUGGCGGAAAGGUGACAUAGCCUUCAGUUUUCGAACGACGGGCGAAAAGGCAAUCUUGCUCUAUCAGCCACCGAUAAGGAGCAACUAUCCGUCGUUCAUGGUCGCUUUGACAUCGGACUAUCUAUUGACAUUCAAUUUCACAUUGAAUACUGGACAGUGCCGUGAAAUCGAGGUUAAAAGCCGGAGAAAACUCAACAAUGGAGAAUGGCAAAAGAUUUGGAUUGAUUAUAACGACUAUCAUGUCAGGUUUAUGAUCAACACCGAUUCUGAAAUGGUCGAUUUACUGUCCGAGGAGGAGUUUGGACCUUUUGAAGGGUCCAUGUUUAUCGGUGGUGCGACCGCAGAACACCUCAAAACCUCUUCCGUACGACAGGGGCUUAUCGGAUGCUUUCGAGGUUUGGUUGUAAAUGGUGAAAUUUUAGACAUACACAGCUACAUGUCCGUUCAUCUUUCCGAAAUAAUUAAGGAUUGCAAGCCUUCCUGUCAACCGAACAAAUGUCAAAAUGGUGCCAGAUGCGUUGAACUUUGGAGCAACUUUGAAUGCGUUUGCAAAAACAAAUGGGCACACCUGGGAACCUAUUGCGAAACGAAUAUAAAUAACGCUGCACUGACGUUCACGUCACCGGAGGCUUUGGUGAAGAAAAAUUAUAUCAGUAACGAAGAUGACGAGGAGAAACUUCUGCUAAAGGGAAUGUUUCUGGAAAAUAUAUUGAUCAACAUUAGGACGUACGAUGCGAAUUCUUUAAUUCUGUACGCGAAUGAUCAUUUGAACAAUUUCUUGCACCUUUACAUUUCGAACGGGACCAGUAUCGUAUACCUUUUCAAUUCUGGUAAUGAAAUAAGAAACGUUACCGUCGAUUAUCCAGGUGCUAGUACCGGCGAUUCGGUGCAAAUAGCCAUUAUCAGAACCGAAAAGAACACGACUGUUCAUGUUAAUGAAGCCAACGUCACUCUCGACGCGGUUCCAAUUUUACUGAACUCGUACUCUAACAAGCCUUGGAUAAAUCCUGAGAAAGAGGUUCUCGCGCCCCAAAGACCGCCGGCUCCACCGACCAGCUAUUUUCAGGUGAACCUCGGCGGUUUUGAUCCUGACAACUUACUCAGAGUUGGUAAAAAAGGUGAGGCGAUCCAGGGAUAUGUUGGCUGUCUCCGGGGUCUGAGGAUCGGCGAGUAUUUGGUCCCCUUGCCUCAAUUGGCGAGCGAGGCUUACCAAGAAGGUAGCAAAGGCUUAAUAGCGAAUUGUCACAUGAAAUGCGACGCUGCACCCUGCAAGAAUCUCGGUAUAUGCACGGAGGAUUUCAGGAGACAGGAGUCGUCUUGUAAUUGUGAGCACACCUCGUAUUUUGGGGAGAAUUGUGCCGAAGAAAAGGGUGCCGAAUUCAGUGGUGAAAGCGUUGUUCAGAGGGAGUUUGAUCUGGAUGGCGAAGUGAAUCAGGUAAAAAUACAAUUGGCGUUCUCCAGCAAUGAUUUGAGGCAAAGAACUAUGGCACUGUUGCUUCUGCAGACUGAAAACAAAAGAAGCUACUAUUUACUCGUUGCUUUAACAUCCGAGGGUCAUCUGAUAUUCGAAGAGGACAGAGAAGGCUCUGCCUACGCUGUUCGCAUCAACGACAGAAACUUUUUGAAUGGCGCAAGGCACAGUGUUUACUACGAGAGAAAUAAUAACACGACAACGCUGCUGAUCGACAGGGAGGCGAUUCCGUUGUCAAAUCCAGUUUUGAGUUUCGCCGCGGACAAUGAGUCAAAUCUGGAUAAUCCUGGAGGAGCGAAUGAAAUACAAUUGGGCGGUUUGAACACCACAGAUCCCAGAUUCACCGCUUACAAGGGAUACACCGGUUGUCUUAGCAAUGUCGUUGUGUCGAUAAAUGGUGGCGCUGUUAUGAAACCACUCGAGGAAUACAUGCUGUUCACCAAAACUGGUAGCGAUACUGUCAGGGCCACAAUGCCAGCUGGUGUUCGAAGCGCUCAGUGCGCCGCUUUUCACGUACAACCCAGAGGUCUCGAACCCCCAAGGAACGAUAGCGUGGGUCGAGAUAAGGCUUGGGUCGAGGAACCUCCGGAUCGCGUUGUUUACAAAUCCCAGCGCUCCGACGAAACGAAGAAGGAACAGGGCGCAGGGACUUACGUCUUUAUUGCGCUGUGCAUUAUCCUCGCUGCUGCGGUGAUGGGCUGUAUUUAUGGGGUUUGUAGAAGUGCCCAUAAAGACAGACAGAACAGGGCCAGAGACGCCGAGGAUAUUGCAACUAAUUCGCAAUCAAGGUGGCAAGGCGAUUCCUAUGAUGUUCCGGCCGUCCCUCCCACCUCGACAGCCGUAAAAACCGUCGGUUUUAAGACCGUCGAAACGGAGGAUGAGAAAAAAUUGAACGGUACACAUCACGCCAAGCCAUUGGCAACAAAGGAUUAUAAAACCAUACCAAAUGUCGAUACGAAAAUCGACUUGUUGCACGACAAGAAAACGCAUUUCAAAGCAGAUGAGGAACACGAAAAGAAAGAACUGCUCGGGGUAAAUACCGCCCUGGUCUUUAAAUCUCCGAAACCAAAUCCAUUCUCGAUGGAAGAUCUCAGGGAGGAACCGGAACUCGAAGAAUGCGAAGAGGAACAAGAAGAGGAAGACAACGAAGAGAUCAGCAGCACCGCCAGCAACAGUACCGAUAGAAGCAGAAACAGCGUUCCAGAUGAUGAUAUUCUAGUGCGACCAGCACCGGUAAGAAACUCGUCAUCGGUUAGAAAAUCAUUUUACGAUCGUGCAGCAGAUAAUGGGGAGAGUUUUAUUACUGCCGGCGCUGAAACUGACCAGCGUUUCGAAACUAAUGAUGUAUUAUAUCCGGAAAUGAAGAUGCUGGAGACGAAUUUUUCCGUCACUGGUAUCAAUGAAAUUCAGACCAAGUACGUCUCGGCGAAAAACCGGCCAUUCGAUUCUAUCAACAACCAAAUUCGGGCGAAUAACAACAACAAAAAUAUUCAUGUACAACGAAGACCUGUUAGCUUCAAUUUACAGUAUGAUUCACGAGAAGGGAAAUUGUAGUCCAGAUCGAAAAUCAGAGGACCCUCACAAAGAGGAUAUUUAGAAAUCCGGUGAGCUAUCAGGGAUGUCCGAAAUUUAAAACCAGUGCUGCGAACAGAUUGUCCAUCGAGUCAGUUUUGUCCCUGGAUUAGCGGUACUGGACCGAUUUGUUUGACAACCAAUUAAAACGACGAAUGUAGUGAGAGGACAGUACCUAUGAAUAUUGUAAGGAACAUAGUUGUGUAAUUUUUGGAUUAUUUAUCUUAGAAAAAUUAUACUUCAUUACAUGUAAUGUAUGUUGUACAUUUGAAAAUGUUUUGUAAAUAUUUCAAAGAUGACGGAUACACAGAGUGAUGUAUGAAGAUUUACUCAUUGCUGAAAAAUUCUGGAAAAUAUAAUAUUUACACACCGCAUUUGACAUGUAUUUAUUCUAAUCAAGAUUUGACGAGAUAAGAAUAUCGGCGUUGACGAUCGACGGAAAGUUUUUAGCGACUUUGUUGAUUAGUAUA